ACAAAGCCGCCACUAGCACCGAAACCAAAGAUUAUCGCUCAUCUUUCUCCAGUAGCCAUCUCCAAAUUUUCUCCCUCUCUGCCAAGGGCAGAUAUUCUUCAUAGCCCGAACUCCAUGUCUAGGGGUCCCAAACCACCCAUUGCUCCCAAGCCCAAAUUCUCCGCUGACACUGAGCGCACAUCCAGCGGUUAUACCAACAAUAGCUUCAGUCAGUGCUCCAAUGGGAAACUGGGAUGUCCUGACAGAGAGCUGUGUGAAGGCAGCCACUGCCAUGUCGGCUGCCCCCAGUCUGAGGCAGCCAACGCGUACAUUGCAGUUCCUGAAACUCAGCUGUGCAGUGAAGGCUGUAAUGACUUGGAACGGGAGCAUGACCAGAGCCCAGCUUCCUUCACAGAAAAUGAGGCCCCAGAAACCCCAGACGAGGCUGAGAAGGAAGAGGAUAGUACUGCUAAUGAGGACAACACCAGUAAUCAAGAAGUCUCCAAGGAGGAGCACCCUAACUCCUCGGAUAUUGCUGAGCCAGUGCAACCCGGCUCCGAAGAGUCAGCUGGAGUCUAUGAGCAGCCCAAUGCCCUUCGUGUGUGCCCCUCGGAUGUCCCUGAUGGGGACAGUGGUGCUGCCAGGAAUGCAGGGGAAGGUGGGGAUGUGGUAGGUGUUUGUAGUGAAACCAGAACUAAGGAGGAAACUUCUGACAACCUGGACAUGGCGAAGGACGACAGUGAUUGUCAGCCUGACAGUGGUGACAUCUGGAGUAGAGCUGAGGAGCUGGAGGGUGGUACCUGCGCACGCAGUGUUGUCACGCCACUGCCUGCAGGAGGACCAGGCCCUGGCAGGGAGAAGGCCGUGCAGGAGGAGCAGGAGCUGCCUGAGGGUUUGGAGAAGGGGGGCAGGUGUCUUGCACACGACGGCGAGCAGUGUGCGCACGCAGAGCUGGAUGCAAAUGUGGAAGGGCAGUUUGAAAACAAUGACUCUGCCAGCCUUGACGUGCUGCCAGCUGAGGGCAGUGAGGAAACAGCUCCUGGCUUGGAAGCACGUGAAGGUGAACACGAUGCAGACGGUGGAGAGUCCAGCCCUCAAGCAGCAGCUGAAGAGGAGGAAGCAGACCCAGACGAGCACAGCAGUACAAACACGGGAGAUGCCAGCCACGGCUGCCAGGUCAGUGAGGGGAAGAUGUCAGAGGUAGCCUGUGAAGCAAGCAAAGACUCUGAGAACAGGGAUGAGGAAGCUGUGAAUGCAGGCAAUAUGGACAAUGCUUGUCACAUUGUUCCCUGGGAGAAUGAAUGUGGUGCAGAGACAGCCCUGGCACAUUGGGGUGAGGACCCUGAAAGAGAAGGGACCUCUCUGGAUGAAGCUGGUGUGGUCUUGGCCAGUGUACCAAGUGCUCCAGGGAUGGAGCCAGAGAUGGAAGAUGUGGCUGUUGAAGAGCAUGGAGAGAGUACUGUGGAAACCUCUACGUCAGAUGAGCUGCAACUGGAAGUCAGUGAGGUGGAAGCAGAGAGCCUCAGCAAAAGUGUCCCACAUCCCCCUCAACAGGUCCUGCUGGAAGAAGAGUUACAGGUCUGUAAGCUGGGCAACAUGAACGUGGCAUGUGGGGCCACACAGGUCUCGCAUGAGAUUGUGGCAGUCCCUCAGGUGGUCGUUGUGCCCGAAGAAUCAGAGGGAAGAGAAACCAGCAGUGAUUCCCUAGAUGACCCUGAAAAUGACGUCGCUCAGGAUAGGCAGGCUGAUUUCGGAGCUGAUCACAGUACCAAGGAGGAGUUGGGCACGGACGGUGAAAACAGCUUGCUGCCCAUUGAUCGUAAAAGCAUCGUCACUCGAACACGCUCACUCUCUGGGAAAAUGCCGGGUUGUGUCCCAGAAACUGUUCCAGAAGAAGCUGGACCUGAAACGGACUUACCGUCUUCCCACACUGGCUCUGGGGCAGAAGAACCAAGCAGUGAUUUAUUCUCGGGGGAAGGAAAAGCAGUAGAAGCCGGCAGGGCAUUACCAGCCAAGUCCAGACGUUUCCUCUUAUACCCUCGAUCUUACUCCGUUGAAGGGAGGGAGACCCCGGCCUCUGUUUGCAGAGAAAGUGAUGGCUGCGGACUGGAUGAUGGCAGAAUAAGAAGGACAGAGGACAACUUGUCUUUGCCUUGUGUCAAUGGUUGCUCAGGUAGUUUUUCCCAGAGAAAUCAUCUUUCAUCCUGUGGCUUAUCUACUCCGUCCUCCGUUGUGGAUAUACCACCUCCUUUUGAACUUGCCUACAUCACCAAAAAGCCAAUCACUAAAAGUUCCCCAUCACUUCUGAUCGAAAAUGACUCACCUGACAAGCAUUCCAAGAAAAAGAAAUCUUCCUUCAAGAGGUUCCUGACUCUCAAAUUCAAGAAGAAAACGGAAAGUAAAGUCCAUGUAGAUGUCAAUGUUUCCUCCUCAAGGUCCUCAUCAGAGUCGAGCUACCACGGGCCUCCACGGCUGAUGGAGCUGGACAGGAGGAGCCUCAGCAGCUCACCUCAACUGAAGUCACAUGUGGGGAAGCUCCGUGUGUCCGAGUCUCCUUCGGCUGUUCUUUUUUAUAAGGAUGGCAAAAGAAAAGGAACUAGCAGGAGCGUGGCACGGGUGGAGUCCUUUGAGGACCGGUCCAGACCUCCAUUCAUGCCGCUCCCGUUAACGAAGCCUCGUUCCAUCUCAUUCCCCAAUGCUGACACAUCUGACUACGAGAACAUCCCAGCUAUGAGCUCUGACUACGAAAACAUCCACAUUCCUCCACGAAGACCUACCAGAGCAGGAACUUUUACUGAGUUUUUUGAGGACCCCAGCCGGGCGCUGUCUGCUGCUAAUGAGAACGACGGCUACGUGGACAUGAGCAGCUUUGCUGGCUUUGAGAACAAGCAGCCACCUGCUGACCAGGACCCAGAAAG
Eurypyga helias (sunbittern) is the source of this 2897-nucleotide messenger RNA. RefSeq names its product FYVE, RhoGEF and PH domain-containing protein 5-like. The record is from RefSeq and is a predicted model, not a curated record. Gene Ontology annotation, cellular component: cytoplasm. Lineage: Eukaryota; Metazoa; Chordata; Aves; Eurypygiformes; Eurypygidae.